AUGGAAAAACUAUUCAAAAACCGAGAGUUGAAUGCUAGUGUAAGAAUUGUGAAAAGUGGCGAGGAUGUACUGUUCUACGCAAGAGAUGUGGCAGAAUCACUAGGGUACGCCGAUCCUAAAAAAGCAGUCCAGAAACUAGUUAGAAAGCAAAAUAAGGCAAGCGUAUACGAGCUAUGCAAGGGGGGCGAUUCGCCCCCCUUUGAAAAGUGUCACCCACAGACAAUCUUACUUUUUGAACCUGGCUUGUACCAGCUAAUAUGUAGCUCAAGACUUCCAAUAGCGGAGGACUUUCAGGACUGGGUGUUUAGAGAAGUCCUCCCAUCUAUCCGGAAAACGGGAUCAUAUAAUUUACCAGAUAGGAGGUCACUUAAAUACAACCAAAUGAUUCUCAUAAAUGAGACGGACCUCCAUUACGCAGUUGUGAGCUACAUCAGGGACAACUACCCAGAGGCCGUAAUAAUACCUGGUCUAGGUGAGUAUCAGGAUACAGUGUCGAAGAGGUGUGAUGCCUGGAAGAAGGGAUAUAGGAGUGGUCAACCUGAUCUUAUCAUAGAGAAUCCUAAAGGAAAGUACAGAGGAUUUGCUAUUGAAUUUAAGUCUCCAAAGGGAACAGGAGUUUUAAGUGAGAGGCAGCAACUGUGGCUUGUAAGACUAAGGAGUAUGGGAUAUGAUACACUAGUGUCAGAUGAUAUAGUGAAAACUUGUAUCAGAAUCAACGAGUAUUUUGGCAUAGCCGAUACUGACGUAGUCGGUACUUCCUCACUUAGGAAACCAAGAAAAGUUGCAACGAAAAAUCCUAUAUGCAGCGUAAAGACUUACAGACCAAGGUUUAGUUCAGGUAAGUACUAA
Molecule: messenger RNA, 849 nt
Organism: Paramuricea clavata
Lineage: Eukaryota; Metazoa; Cnidaria; Anthozoa; Malacalcyonacea; Plexauridae
Source: the annotation of a GenBank genome assembly